This is a messenger RNA of Acyrthosiphon pisum (pea aphid), 2175 nucleotides long. RefSeq names its product leucine-rich repeat-containing protein 23. NCBI's taxonomy places the organism in Eukaryota, Metazoa, Arthropoda, Insecta, Hemiptera, Aphididae. Gene Ontology annotation, molecular function: protein binding. The record is from RefSeq and is a predicted model, not a curated record. The transcript has 8 exons. Gene Ontology annotation, cellular component: cytoplasm. Bases 869 to 2086 code for a protein of 405 amino acids.
CAUACACUUGUAUUGCACCAUAGGUAAACUCUAUAAAGAUUGUAUAUACUUCUUGUAAAAAAAAAUAAUAAACCAGGAUCAUAAUAAUAUUAUGCAUGUAAUAAUUAUAGUUAAUCGUACAAAAAAAUACGCCUACAUUUAAAUGGUAAAAUUGUGUGACAUUUUGUUGGCAUUAUACACGUCAAAUGUAAUAUGGUAUAUCGUAUAUAUAUUUAAAUAUAUUAUUAGGUUUUUAAAAGAGUUUACAUCUUGAUCAUUGCGAGCGGAGUAAAAGUUUCAAUUAAAAAAAAUCCAUAACUAGACGAAGACGACACGCACUCGUGAACGUGAAGAAGUGCAUCUGGCAUUAGUAGUUGCAAUAUGGAAAAACGUCAUAUUUUUUAGUACACGACACCGUCACGUAUCGUGUUUCUGUAUAUACUUUCUUCCUCCGGUAAUAAAUAUUAAAAAUAUAACUCCCUGUUUUCGAAAUCCUUUCCCCCUGACAUCCACUAUCCAGGAAAGGGUUGAGCAAGACCAACGACCCACAUCCCUUCAUCAUAUUUCGUUUCUAUUUCGGUUACUUGUGAUGGCGAUAAAAAAAAAUAUGGUACCUAACCAGACACAUGAAACACAUUUUAAUUGAUUGUGUCGACAGAUCUAGUGUUUCUUAAAAUGUAAUUGCUGUAAAGCAGUAACUAUGGAAUAAAAACGUAUUUCUACAUAAACUACAGACCGUUUGCCGGUUGCGUUAUUUACCGACUGUAGAUACCCGGUGCAUUAUAUUAUUAUAUUCGUUUUGUUAUUUUUACAAUAUUAUUUCUACGACUCAUUUUGGGAAAAUCGCUUAUUUUCAGUACCUAUCACUUUAAUUAUACUGAUUAUUAUAAUGAGUAAAAAAAGUAUCGAUGCAGCAUUAUCCGAACAACUCGAUCGCACCCGAUUGAAAAGUGACAACGUUAAAAACACCGUUCGUAGCAAUUUAGCCGUCACGGACGACGAAAACGCAUAUCACGAGGCCAAUAGUUAUGGCUACGAAAACGAUACCGAAGAAGGGUAUGGGUUUUUCGAGGAUUGCGAAGAAGGAUUUGAAUUCUGCAAGAAGAAAAGGGUACAAUAUCAGCAACGGUCGAGAUCCGUAUUGGAAGAGGACGCGUACCCCGAAAUCUCGCUGACCGACGUCGAAGCCAGAAAAUGUCUGAAUCGCAUCAGCCAAGUCGGAACUGGUUUAAUGUACGCUUUCGUUCAAAUCGAUGUCGACAAUAGAAACCUCACGAACAUCGAGGAAAUCACAAAGUUUAAGUAUUUGUCUUUGAUAAACGUGUCACACAAUCACUUGGGCUUGGAUGCUUUGGACGUGCUCAGAGAGUUGCAUUACGUGGUUGUGGUACAUGCCGAUCACAACAACAUCGAUUCCCUUUGUCUGUCUCCAAUGCCGUAUCUACAGGUUUUGACCCUAAACUCGAACAGAGUCUCGUCGCUCUUGGGCCUUAAGCAACCGUCGCUAGAGUGUUUGGAACUGAACGACAACAACAUAUCUUAUCUGACCCAAGUGCCGAGCAAAAACCAUAAUAAAAACUGCUACAGUGAAGAAAUUGUUUGCCCAAAACUAUCCACAUUGGCAUUGUCCAGAAACGCCUUGGAUACAGUCGAACAAUUUGUGAUUGUAUCCAAUAAAUUACGUAUAUUGUAUUUGAGCUACAACAAGAUUGACAAGCUAAAUGGAUUAGAUGAUUUACGAAAUCUGUCUCGUUUACACUUGCGUGGUAACCAGAUAUCGAACUUGGAUGGUUUUACUGGUAAUUUGACGAAUUUGACGUACUUAAACUUGAGGGAUAACCGAUUAAGUGACGUAGAAGAGCUUAACAAAUUGGCGUUUCUCAAAUCAUUAAAAACGUUGGUGGUGUCAGAUAACAGUUUCAGCAAAAAUUCGAUCAGAUCAAAGGUGCUGAAAUCGUUACCGUGGCUGGAGAGGAUUGACAAGGGAACUGUUAGCCCGGCUGAAAGGUGGCGCGGAAAGUCACAUGGGGAGGAGGAAAAUGACGAGGAAAAUGACGAGGAAGAGGAGGAGGAGGAGGAGGAGGAGGAGGAAGAGGAAGAGGAGUAAAAGGAAAAAUAAUCAUAUUUUUUAUUAUAUUAUUGCGAUGAGAAAAAUGAAUGCCAAUUUCAGAGAAUAUAUUAUUAUAUUAUUAUAUU